Molecule: messenger RNA, 1608 nt
Organism: Ornithorhynchus anatinus (platypus)
Lineage: Eukaryota; Metazoa; Chordata; Mammalia; Monotremata; Ornithorhynchidae
Exons: 2
Coding region: 398-1315 (305 amino acids)
Source: RefSeq, a predicted model, not a curated record
CUCCCCACCCCGCCCCCAAACGCUGGGACCGUCACAUCUCUCCCUCCCACCGCACAUUCCUUCCCCUCCAGACUACUGUCUGAUUUCCCCCUCGGCUUCCGGGGAGGCCUCCGAUAACCCAAUAACCUGAUAAUUGUCCUCCCACUCACCCAGAGUUAAAGCAGGCUGUUGAUAAAACCAGAUGGUAUUCCAGAAGCCCCCUCCCCUCACACCCUCGAAAAUGAGGGCAGCAGGUGGUGGGGAUCCGUCUCACCCCACCCCCCAACACACACCUGUUUCUCCCGUCUUCCGCUCAGCCUGUCACGUUCCUGUGGGCCAGUAGCUAGCCCAGGAGCCUUUAUGGGGGAGGCACAGGUGGACCCUGACCCUGAAAUGGGGGGUGAGGAGUCCCCAGUGGAUGUCUGUCUCUCUGCCCCUCACGUUCCCCACCUCUAGCUUCACUUCCCCUUCCCCUCCUCCUGCCCCUCCCCACCUCCUCCCUCCCUGUCGCCCAAUCGUCCCUGACGCCCUCCUGGCGGGUCCGGCUGGAGAGUUUCUAUUUUGGGGUCAGGGAGGGGAGGGUGGAGAUAACCAGGCUCGGGGGGAGUCUGACCUUUCCAGAUUCUUGCCAAAAAUGGCCUUGGGUGGGGAGCGGGGAGGGAGGUGGGGGUUCGGGGGGAGCUCGGAGUGGGAGGAGCCUGGGGAGACUGAGGUGAUUGGAAAGGUUGAAGGAAGAUUCGGCGGGGGAGACGAGUGUCAGGAAAACCCAAGUCUCUGUUUCCCUUUCCCUUUAGUCCUUUCCCCCCUCUCCCAUUCAGCCUCCUUGGUACCCUGUCGGUUGGCUCUGACACCCGCCAGCCUCCUCCCUGGACUCCCUUGUUCCCUCAAACACCCCCAUCUCCCCUCCAUCUCUUUGGGGGAGGGGGGAGUCUCAGCUCUCCCCAAGGGCCGGGGGAGAGGCAUCUCCCCCCCCCACCUCCGACCUCCUUUCCUCUCCAUCUCUCUGGAGAUGGGUCUCAGUUCUCCAAAAGGCCGAAGGAUGGGAUUCUUCCCCCAUCUCCCUUCCCCUUUCCCCUCCAUCUCUUUGAGGAGAGGUCAGCUCCUCCCCAGGGCCAGAGGAGGGGAGUCUUCCCCCACCUCCCUCCCCCUUCCCCCUCCAUCUCUUUGGGGAGGGGUCUCGGGGUGGGGGGGCAGCGGCAGCUGUGGAGGCUCAGGGAGGCUCCCGGAGGUGCGAACAGCCGGAGGAGCCGGAUUUAGCAUCGGAGUCGGGGGGUCUGGGGGUGGGGAGGGGGUGGCUGAUAAAAUCCCAGCCAAUGGAAAGGGCCGGCUUGCCUGACUUCCUCCCCCAUUGGCUAGGCCCGCACAUACAUUAGCCCAUAUAUUGGGCUGCCAGCCUCCUGUCCCCUGGAAUUCGGGGGGCCCUGGACGCUCAGAGCAGGGUCUCGGGGUUUUCUCUGCUUGGGACGGAGGACACCAAAGGCUGCCGUCCGGAUCCCGACGGCCUGAUCCUGAAGACCUUUUCUCUGCCCCCUUUGCUUCCCGCCUCCAGUUUCUCUCUCUCAUCCGCUGCUCUGGGCUCCGUCUCCUCCUCAGGAUCCUGAUCAAUAAAGACUUUUGUUUCUGUUCUGA